This is a messenger RNA of Hevea brasiliensis (rubber tree), 786 nucleotides long. Its product is annotated as receptor-like kinase LIP2. The record is from RefSeq and is a predicted model, not a curated record. The transcript is spliced from 2 exons. The coding region runs from base 130 to 771 and encodes 213 amino acids. Gene Ontology annotation, molecular function: protein kinase activity; ATP binding. NCBI's taxonomy places the organism in Eukaryota, Viridiplantae, Streptophyta, Magnoliopsida, Malpighiales, Euphorbiaceae. Gene Ontology annotation, biological process: protein phosphorylation.
GCAGUUCGCACCCACCCCCCCUCCCUUGUAUCUCACUCCGCAGGCUCCAGUCACCGGCCACCAUAUUAUUACCGACUUUUGUUGUAGUGGUCAUGUUAGCAAAACUGUAGCGGGGACUCUGCGACUUUGAUGGGUUGCUUCUUGAGCAAGACCAGUACUGACGCUAGAGAUGAUAGAUCUUACUUACAUGCACCGCUACCUCACCAGUCGAUAGAUCCGAUUGAAUCUAGCUCAUCUUCUGAUAAGGAGAAUCGAAGUCAUGCACCUGCACAUCUAUCUCACCACUCACCGUUUCUAGAUCCGAUUGAAUCUAGCUUAUCUUCUUAUGAGGAGAAUCAAAUUCAUGCACCUGCACAGUCCUUGGUUAUAGAUCCAAUUGAAUCUAGCUCAUCUUCUGAUGAGGAGGAGAAUCAAAGUCAUGCACCAGCCUAUGAGAAUGCUGAAAUACAUAAGAUGAAGGAAUAUGGUUUUAAAGAACUGGCAGAGGCAACUGAUUAUUUCUCCAACAACUGCCUACUGGGUGAGGGUGGUUUUGGUCAAGUCUUUAAGGCAAUCUUAGAUGGUGAAGUGGUUGCUAUCAAGAAACUUAAAAAAAUAAAGUUGGAAGAUAAAUUGGAGGAGGGUGAGUACCUUAGCUGUGUGAAACACCCAAAUAUUGUUAAGAUGAUUGGGCACUGCACUCAGGGGGCCGACAGAUUACUUGUUUUAGAGUUUGUUCCCAAUAAUACCUUGACAGAUCAUUUACAUGGUGAGUCCUUUUGCCUGCACUGAGGUAUUCAUAUACAU